Molecule: messenger RNA, 2436 nt
Organism: Strongylocentrotus purpuratus (purple sea urchin)
Lineage: Eukaryota; Metazoa; Echinodermata; Echinoidea; Camarodonta; Strongylocentrotidae
Product: hexuronate transporter
Exons: 9
Coding region: 182-1552 (456 amino acids)
Biological process (GO): transmembrane transport
Cellular component (GO): membrane
Molecular function (GO): transmembrane transporter activity
Source: RefSeq, a predicted model, not a curated record
UCGAUGAAGCGAGAGCCUGAGUGGUCAUUUUCCCACGUUUUAUACAUGUACCUUCCAAUAAAUGUUCAAUAUAAAUGUACUUCCAGUGAUACUCUCUGGUGUUCUGAUUGAUAUUAAAGAACAAGAUCGAUAUGACAAAUGCUGAAAUUAAGCUGGUCGGCGAUUUCCAUACAAUCACGCCAUGGAUGAUAUCAUGAUCGAUGAGGGCGACGAUGUCGGUGAAAAUUGCGAAGUGUUGACGAUCAGGAGAACGAAGGCCGCCGAUCGCGACGAUGAGACGCUGGUGGGUAUAGGAUGGAGGGUCUUUGGGUUGACUAUCUUCACACUUAUUACCGUGAUGCAAGUUAUCCAGGAGUACCUUCUUGUUGUAACAAUAUUUGGAAUGGCUGAAGAAUUAAAGUUCGGAGAAACAGAAUGUCAGGUGAUCAACGGAACAGCAGCACGUGACUAUAUUGGUGAUCUCAACAUGACCGGGGAGGAAUUGUGCGCUGAGGCAGGAAGGUGUUCUGAAAACAGCACGUUUUUCUUACCAGAUGUAUGUGGGGUACGGUACACGGGACGAGGUACACUCUAUGACGUAUUAGCUGGACCAAUUUACCUCAUCAUACACGGAAUUACAACUGUGCCACUUAUAGGCUUGGUUCAAGGACUUUCCAUGAGGGCACCGUUAUCCAUUGCAAUGUUUACUGUGUUGUGGACACUCUGUACCCUGCUUACAGCCUUUGUUAACGACUACUGGGCCGUCGCCUUGCUCCGGUUCCUAUUUGGCAUAUUCACCGGCCCUAUCAAUUCGCUGAAAAUUGCUUACCUCGCCCAUAUCUUUCCAACGGAAGUACACACCAUCGUCUUUGGUAUUUCACACUACGGAAACGCGUUGGGAUUUGGCGCCUCCUUUCUUUUUGUCAACGUGACGAACAGCCUCGUUUGGAGAUGGUGUUAUAUAAUUUGUGGAGCCGCGGGUCUGUUCCUCGCCUUAGCAUCAUGUUUCAUGGCAAAUCCAAAAGGACCACGCCCCCAUGACAAGAUAAACAGCGUGGUAUCGUCAUGGAAACAGCAGCGCUCCAGUUUGAGACAGAUAGCAUGGCCAUGUGUAAUGUGCGUUAUCCUGAGCUUCACAGCGAGUGUUUCAGCGACCUUCGUCGGAUCCUACAACAUCACUAUCUAUCUGGCGGAGUACUUUCCAGAGUUUGAUGUCAGUGUGAUAGGUUUGAUUACAAUAGUCGCAGGCUUCAUUGGUUCCAUCUUUGGCGGGUGGAUGGGUGAUCGUCUGCGGAAGAUUUCUGGAAUACGUGCGAGAAUUGGACUCUGCAUUGUUCUGCAGAUUGUCGGGUUCGUUACCGCGACGUUGAUUUACCAAACACCUCUCACAGCUUUAGUGAUUAUACUUUGUAUAAACUACUGCUGCUACAGUUGGUUCGCGAUUGUCCUUCAAGCCAUCCUCUCCGAUCUAACUCCACAUGAUUGCAAGACAGGAGUCUUUGCCAUCACCUACUUCUUCACUAACUCCAUAGCGGUACUGUUAACCUGGCCGUUACCCCGGUAUCAUCCAUAACGAGCCUGCGAACAGCGAUGACAGUGCUAGUUGCAACACUCGUAGGAGUCGGCGUCGUCUUACUAUUCAUACCCAUCGGGUUUCGCUGGUUCCAGAUCAUACAAAACCGAAACACGAGACUAAUCGAAAUGAGGACAAAGAAGAGGAGGUAAACGAAAGAACUCCUCUGAAAAUUUCAUACGACGAAAAAGAAAAUUGUUCAGUUUUGAUAUGAACAGGUUCUGAGGUAUUCAAAAAAAAUAUAUUAUUUAAUAUUAUUGUAAUUUAUUUUGGUCAUUUUUACAUUCUAUUAACAUUUCUUAUUGUUAUGAUUUAUAAAUAUUAUAUUUUACUUUAAAAAUGAUGCACACUUUUAGUUAGUGAAUGCCACUCAUGUUGAAUAAAUCUUGAUUAAAUUUAAUCAAAUUAACUUAAACAGUGAAGGUGUAGAGGUGGACUAGUGGAUGAGUCCCCGGAAUGUGGGUAACAAGUUGCGGUUCAAAUCCCUGCCACAUCAUUGAUGUCAUUUGGCAAGACAUUAAACUACGUGUGCAACUGAGCUCUCCCUCCAGGUACACGCUAGAAAGAAAUGCCUUUAAUGCUGUGGCGCCAUAAAAUGAUACAUGUACUUGUAUAAAACACAAUAGAGUAUAUCUACUGCACUAUGUUAAUACAUUUACAUUUGUUAUUUCUCAUAACUAGUUUUCAUAUGAAUUUGAUUCCCAGUGAGAGAUCCAAAGGGAGUUCCUGGAAGGGGGCGUGGGGAGGUUCAUGUCCAAAAAUGUCCGAUAUGUAAAAACAAAACAAAGACAGUUUAAAAGAAAUUCUUAUGUUUUUUUUUUCAGGUGCCUUGUUGACCACAAUACUACCCUUCCAUCCAAAGAUUUUUUUUCCGGGCUGGGGGG